This is a messenger RNA of Brachypodium distachyon (stiff brome), 1058 nucleotides long. Its product is annotated as dof zinc finger protein 5. The record is from RefSeq and is a predicted model, not a curated record. The transcript has a single exon. Gene Ontology annotation, biological process: regulation of DNA-templated transcription. Bases 57 to 671 code for a protein of 204 amino acids. Lineage: Eukaryota; Viridiplantae; Streptophyta; Magnoliopsida; Poales; Poaceae. Gene Ontology annotation, molecular function: DNA-binding transcription factor activity; DNA binding.
CUAAGUUGCACAGUCCCGGCCGUAGUCUACUCGACAUCAGAAAUCACCAGAUCGACAUGGUGGAGAUGGGCGGCGGCGCGGCGGCGGCCGGGUUCAAGCUGUUCGGCAAGGUCAUCACGCGGCAGCAGCAGCAGCAGCCGCCGACGCGCGCGAGCCCUGACAGCUCCUCGUCGGGCGGCGGGCGCGGGAGCGUGGAGCAGCUGGAGGAGGCCGCGAGGCGGGCGCGAGCGGCGGCCGGGGCGCGGCCGCUGCCGUGCCCGCGGUGCCGGAGCGAGGACACCAAGUUCUGCUACUUCAAUAACUACAACGUCAACCAGCCGCGCCACUUCUGCCGCGCCUGCCACCGCUACUGGACCGCCGGCGGCGCCAUCCGCAACGUGCCCGUCGGAUCCGGCCGCCGCAAGAACCGCCCCGUCCUGCCCCACGCCGACUACCAGGUCCGUUUGGCGCCGGGACCGGCAUCGGCAUCUGCAUCGGUGGAGGCUCCGGAUAUGGCGCCGGCGCUUGGGUUCAUCCCUGCUCCGGAGCAUGGCUGGUCGUCCUUGUAUGUUGUCCCGUCCCCGUCCCCGGCGGCGGCGGCUUACAGAGGCCAUGGCGCCGAGAUGGAGCAGUGCUGGUGGCUCGUGCACGCGGAGCGCCCGCCGCUUGGCUCGUCGGAUCCUGCGUUCUGAUCCGGGUGAACAAAUUAACAGCGUGCUCGAUCGCUUUUGAUUACCUCUUCUUUUCAUGGAGAUCAAGCCGGCCGGUCGACUCACGCGAUGGUUAAUUAUUGCUAGGGUUUGGAUCCAUGAAAUUGGAAGGCUUUUUUAGGUUGUAGACGUUUGAACUUUGCACAGAAUUAUAACAUCUCUGUUUUAUAAUCUUUUCCCUCAACUUUGAAUGCAUGUAGAGUAACUUCCAACUUUCUGAAAUGUUUUUUCUAGCCGAAGUUUCUGAAAAUGUUGUGCCGUGGAGUUGGGUACGCCCGUGUAAAGUUUAAUUUGCAAGUUUUUUUUUAGAGAGAAUCGUCUGUGAUUUUCUUUAAAUUUGGCUUCCAUUAUAAGUACAAUACUUUAUCG